UCAGCACUCUCCAACACAACAAACAGACAGCAACUCUUACAACCACAACAUGGCCGGCAACUUUGGACGCACUUUAACAAAUGAUGAGGAGCUGAGAAUAGUGAUGGUGGGAAAAACUGGAAAUGGGAAGAGUGUCACUGGAAACACCAUCCUGGGUAGAGAAUGCUUUGAAUCAAAGUUCAGUUCAAAGUCUAUGACUGUAGACUGUCACAAGGGCAAAGGCACAGUUGAGGGACAAAAGAUUGCUGUUAUUGACACCCCAGGUCUGUUUGACACCAGGUUUGGAAUGGACAAGACAGCUAAAGAUAUCAGCCAGUGCGUCACUUAUGCUUCUCCUGGUCCCCAUGUGUUCCUGGUGGUCAUCCGGCUGGGUAGAUACACUCCUGAGGAGAAGCAGACGGUGCAAGGGAUUCAAGAGCUCUUUGGCCAGGCUGCAGACAGAUACAGCAUGGUUCUCUUCACUGGUGGUGACCUGUUGGAAGAAACCACGAUUGAGGAUUUCUUGGCUGAAAGCCCGGACUUGCAGGAACUUGUGGACAGAUGUAACGGCCAGUACCAUGUUUUCAAUAAUAAGCAAAAAAAAGAUCGCUCUCAGGUCACUGUGCUGCUCCAGAAGAUCAGAGACAUAGCUAAGAAGAAUGGAGGGAAUCACUACACCAAUGAGAUGUUCCAAGAGGCUGAGAGGGCAGUGGAGGUGGAAAAACAACGCAUCCUGAAGGAGAAAGAAGAACAAACACGCAAAGAUAAAGAAAAGCUGGAGAGGGAAGAACAGCGUAAAUAUGAAAGAAAGAUGACUAGAAUUAGAAGGCAACACCAAGCUGAGAGAGAGAGGGAGAGGGAAGAGAGAGAAAGAGAAAGACAGAGGGAGCGGCAGAGGAGGGAAUGGGAGAGGGUGAUGGAGGGACAGAAAAGAGAAGCUGAGAGAAGAAGAGCCCAAGAGGAAAGAAAGAGGGAGACUGAAAAUACAAGGAUGCUUUUACAAAGACAGCAAGAAGAAGAGAUGAAAGAGAUGGAAGAGGAAAGAGAAAGGCAGAGAAGAAGGCAAGCAAGUCAAUCUGAACCAGACAACGAUUGUACUAUCCUGUGA
Molecule: messenger RNA, 1087 nt
Organism: Notolabrus celidotus (New Zealand spotty)
Lineage: Eukaryota; Metazoa; Chordata; Actinopteri; Labriformes; Labridae
Product: GTPase IMAP family member 4-like
Exons: 2
Coding region: 50-1087 (345 amino acids)
Molecular function (GO): GTP binding
Source: RefSeq, a predicted model, not a curated record